GGUAGAGUGGCACCAUUUUUAUAAUUCCAUGCUUUUUUAGCUUUCAACUAAAAGUGCUUUCUGACCAAUCAUUAAUCUCCCCCCUCUAAGAACAUCAUGCUUUUAUUUAAAUGUUUAUAUGAACUGGCAGCAUCUUUGCUUGAGUCUUAAGUUUCUAUUAAACUCUCAUUUUUUCAAUUUUAUCACACUUCCAAAGGUUAAAAAAAUGGGAAGACAACCUUGUUGUGAUAAGGUUGGUUUGAAGAGAGGACCAUGGACUAUUGAAGAAGAUCACAAGCUUGUGAGUUUCAUCCUCAACAAUGGCAUUCAUUGUUGGAGAAUGGUUCCUAAACUUGCAGGUCUUUUAAGAUGUGGAAAGAGUUGUAGAUUGAGAUGGAUUAAUUAUCUAAGGCCAGACCUCAAGAGAGGUAACUAUACUGAAAUUGAAGAGGAUCAAAUUAUUCAACUACAUGCACGUCUUGGUAACAGGUGGUCAAAGAUUGCUUCACAUUUUCCUGGAAGAACGGACAAUGAAAUUAAAAACCAUUGGAACACUAAAAUCAAGAAGAAGCUGAAGUUACUGGGUGUGGACCCUUUGACUCAUAAGCCAAUUGAGCAAAAGCAACAAAUUGAUGAUGAUGAUGAUGAUGACAAAAAUAAAACUAACAAACAACCAAAUAAUAUUUCAGCAGGGUAUGAAGAAAAUGUGGGAAUAAAGUUGUUGGGCAGUGAUGGCACCAAAGAAAAUAAGGUGACAUGGGAUGAUACUGCUUUUGAAAUGUUAUGCUCAAAUUUGGACUUAGGAACAUGGAUGAAUCAAGACACCAACACUAGCACUAAUUCUGUAUCUAGUUCUUGUGUUUCUAUGGAUGAUACUAGCCACAUUUCUGUUGAUGAAUCCUCUUACCUUCACCAAAAUUCCUUACAAGAAUGGGUUAAUAGUAUGAAUUCCAUUCUCUCAUGGGAUGGCUUUAAUCCUCUUGACCAAGAUAUUUCUUUUUUGGAAAGGAAUAAGUAACCACCUCUUCUAAACUAGCCAUACUUUGAAUUUUAAUUCUACCAAAUAAAUGCAUCUGUGUGAUGAAUUGACAUGAUCUUUGUUUUGUAAUCUUAAAUUUACAAUGAAGAUUAUUCAAAGAAAGUGCAAUGUGAGUCUACAAAUCUCAAAUUGAUAGUAGUGAGUGGUUUUCUAAAUGCACGCACGGAACCAAGUCCCUUAGUUCUACAAACUCUCAACCAAAAAUAUGUUCUAGCUAGUAAUAUAUAGAAUGGUGCAACUUUUAUCCCUGCAUUUUUUUUGGUUGCAUUGAUGCUUAAUGUGAUGAUGAUUCUAUAUUGAAUGCAAAAUGUAUUUUUAUUAUA
This is a messenger RNA of Cicer arietinum (chickpea), 1341 nucleotides long. RefSeq names its product myb-related protein 315. NCBI's taxonomy places the organism in Eukaryota, Viridiplantae, Streptophyta, Magnoliopsida, Fabales, Fabaceae. The record is from RefSeq and is a predicted model, not a curated record.